AUGGCUUCAAAGACAUUGACUCUUGCUCCAUGUAGUCAGUCCUGGAAGAACCUUCAGCAAAUCACGAACAGGCACUUGAUGAGCAACACGAGGCUGGAUGGUGUUGCGGGGAUCUACGAACUAGAGAUGGCAAAAUCGAUCAAACCCAUUCACAGCUCUGGCAAUCAUGCUCCCGUCAACCUGACUGAUGCAGUCACCAAGUUUAUCUCGGAUGCAUUUUGUAUGAUUCUCUUUGGCAGCAUAGAGGAGAGAGUUUUGGAUCUGGUUCAAGCACUGCAUCGUUCUAUACUUUUGGAACCCCCUACAGCGGAUGAGCCCGAGGUGUUUCGCCCGGAGCGUUUCCUGGGCGAUCGAGCGAAAUCCAACCAAGAACUCAUGAUCCCAUUCUCUGCCGGGAGGAGAACUUGUCCGGGCAUGCCAAUAGCUUCCCGCGUGGUUCCUUUUGUGGUUGCAAGCUUGCUCCAUGCGUUUGAUUGGAAGAGUGAAGGCGAGAUCGAUUUGUCCGAGAGGUCGUCGGGAACUCUCUCGUGUAUGCCGGCGUCCGACUUGGUGGCAUUCGCAUCGGCAAGGCUCGAAACGUCUGUCUAUACCUGA
This is a messenger RNA of Selaginella moellendorffii, 594 nucleotides long. Its product is annotated as cytochrome P450 76C1-like. Bases 1 to 594 code for a protein of 197 amino acids. The transcript has 2 exons. Gene Ontology annotation, molecular function: oxidoreductase activity, acting on paired donors, with incorporation or reduction of molecular oxygen; heme binding; iron ion binding. The record is from RefSeq and is a predicted model, not a curated record. NCBI's taxonomy places the organism in Eukaryota, Viridiplantae, Streptophyta, Lycopodiopsida, Selaginellales, Selaginellaceae.